AUGGCGGCCCCUGGCGAUCAACGCAUCGCUGUUCCCAUUGACGAUCCCAACGCAGACACAGAGUGGAACGACAUCUUGCGGAAACAUGGAGUCAUUCCAGAAAAGCCACCGAGUCCUACCCCCUUGAUCCAGGAGGCUAUUCUUGAAGGGAGAAGACUGGCACACGAAAAUCGACUCGAGGGUAAAGAUCUGAAUGAGCUCGACGAGCUGGAAGAUUUCGAAGACGAUGAAUUUCUGGAUCAAUAUCGUCAAAAACGAAUAGCUGAGCUCAAUAGCCUGCAGAGGCAGUCCAUACAUGGCAGCGUAUACCCAAUUUCAAAGCCAGACUACCAGCGCGAAGUUACCGAGGCGUCCCAAAAGGGGCCUGUGUUUGUCAAUUUGACAUCGGGCACUGGGACUAAUGUUGAAUCGCGAGUCCUAUCAGAGCUCUGGAGACAGGCUGCUGAAGAAUAUGGAGAUGUUAAGUUUUGCGAAAUCAGAGCAAACCAAGCGAUUGAGAAUUACCCAGACAGAAAUUGUCCCACCAUUCUGGUCUACAGCAAAGGGGAAAUUGUUGAGCACAUAGUCACACUGGCGACCCUCGGAGGCGCUCGAACGAAUAUGCGCCACAUAGAUGGUAUCCUUUUGGAUGUCGGCGCUGUUUCCGAGUCGGAUAUGCGCAUAGUAAAGAGACGGCAAGCUGCUGAGGAUGCAGAAGAGGAACGACUUAACGGUAAGAGCAUAAAAACUGGCACAGCGGGACGAUCAAGAAAUAAUGAUGACGACGACGACGACGAUUGGGAUUGA
Metarhizium album ARSEF 1941 is the source of this 786-nucleotide messenger RNA. Its product is annotated as Phosducin family protein. Gene Ontology annotation, cellular component: cytoplasm. The record is from RefSeq and is a predicted model, not a curated record. Lineage: Eukaryota; Fungi; Ascomycota; Sordariomycetes; Hypocreales; Clavicipitaceae. Gene Ontology annotation, biological process: protein folding. Bases 1 to 786 code for a protein of 261 amino acids. The transcript is spliced from 2 exons.